AUGCCGCCGCCUGGUGGUUAUGAAGCCCUUCGAUACAAACGUAAUUUACCCCUCAGAGGGCCUAGCGGUGCAGUUAUCUUGGCCGGCGUUACGGCUAUCUGCGCCUAUGGGUUUUAUCGAGUUGGCCAGGGCAACUUGGAGAAGCGUGAGCUGAAGCGUGAAAACAUCUGGUCCCGUAUCCACCUUACCCCACUUAUUCUGGCCGAAAAUGAUCGGGAUGCCUAUCGGCGUCAGCAGGCUCAGAUAACACGCGAACGGGAGAUCAUGAAAGACGUGAAAGGAUGGGAGGCUGGAAAGAGUGUGUAUCAUGGCGAUCGUCGACCAAGUGAUAGGAUCGUAUUGCUAUAG
This is a messenger RNA of Cantharellus anzutake, 348 nucleotides long. Its product is annotated as GRIM-19. The record is from RefSeq and is a predicted model, not a curated record. NCBI's taxonomy places the organism in Eukaryota, Fungi, Basidiomycota, Agaricomycetes, Cantharellales, Hydnaceae. The transcript has 3 exons. Bases 1 to 348 code for a protein of 115 amino acids.